Messenger RNA from Zingiber officinale, 1118 nucleotides. Its product is annotated as TLD domain-containing protein 2-like. The transcript is spliced from 8 exons. The record is from RefSeq and is a predicted model, not a curated record. Bases 31 to 1008 code for a protein of 325 amino acids. Lineage: Eukaryota; Viridiplantae; Streptophyta; Magnoliopsida; Zingiberales; Zingiberaceae.
CAGCGCCGCUGUUUCUUCCUUGGCCGAUCGAUGGGAUGCCUGCCAUCGUUCAGAAGCAAAGCAGCAAACUUGGCCGUCGUCCCUUGGGUAAGCACUAACUCAACAUUUUCUGAGGAAAAGGAUUUGACAACAGUAGAUCCUAAGAAGGAAUGUGAAGUUCCUGAUGGACCUGAUACAUCACCUUUUACUGCAUGCUUAAUCUCUUUCUUGUCAUCUUCAAAGUCAAGUAAUCAUCCUACUGGAGAUCAAAAUAAGACUGAAAGUAGUGGAAGGAUAUCUUUGUUUACUAGAGGCAGGAGAAUACUUGGAAAAGCUAUCAACAAGGCUGCCAAAAUAAUUGGAUUGAGACAGAGUUCAGAAACCAAAGGCGAACACAGAUCAGUUUCGGUCACAAAGCAUGAUAAUACAUAUUCUGAACUGCCAGACAUGUCUGAAAAAUCAAUGCUUCUGUCGGAUAAUAUUCGUGCUGCCCUCUACUUCUCACUGCCAGCAUUAGUUAAAGGGACAAAUUGGGUGCUGCUAUACAGCACAUGGAGACAUGGGAUUUCUUUAUCGACUCUUUAUAGAAGAAGUGCACUUUGUCCUGGCUAUUCUCUCUUGGUUGUUGGCGAUAGAAGAGGUGCUGUUUUUGGUGGACUAGUUGAAGCACCACUGCAACCGACCAAUCGUAGAAAGUAUCAGGGAACAAGUAGCAGCUUUGUUUUCACUGAUCUAUCUGGAACUCCUGUAAUAUUCCGAGCUACAGGUAGGAAUAGCUAUUUCACACUUUGUUCAUCAGAUUCCUUGGCACUGGGCGGUGGCGGCCACUUCGCACUAUUCUUGGAUGGAGAUCUGUUGAAUGGAUCGAGUUCUUCUUCAGAUACUUUCGGCAAUUCCUGUCUCGCCCACACAGAAGAGUUUGAAGUAAAGGAGAUUGAGUUGUGGGGUUUUGUCUAUGCUUCCAAGUACGACGAGAUGGUGGAACUGUGUCGAUCCAAAAAAGCCAGGAGUUCUCAGAUGGUGAACUAAUUUGUUUUGUGCUCGAAAAUCAGCUGUUUUGUUUCGUUGUUAAUUACAGCAACUGAGUUGUAAUGCAAAUAUGAAUGGUUUUUAAUGCAAGUUCAAAACAAGGUUAGCUA